This is a messenger RNA of Klebsormidium nitens, 2356 nucleotides long. Lineage: Eukaryota; Viridiplantae; Streptophyta; Klebsormidiophyceae; Klebsormidiales; Klebsormidiaceae. The record is from the annotation of a GenBank genome assembly.
GAAAAGGGGGAAUCCGCCCUUGCAAGGCGGCCCGCCCAGGGCCAGGGAUCCGGGGGGCUUCAGUUUGGAAAAAGGCGCUCAAACCCAAAGAAACGCAAGGGCCACAUCGUUUUACUCUUAGCAUCUCCACAUUCUUUUGAGCUGCUUUUAGAGAUAUUACCAUUAAACAACAACAAUCCUGUUCACGGUGGAUGCCCGUCAAGCCUGCCGCAGCCAGAGGGAGGCAGCUUCUCGUUGCAAUGCAGAGGGCGUCGGCGGGCCUUAGGCUCGCUGCUAGCCCCACCACUCCCAUCAAUGCUUCACAAACCACGGUCAAUCGCCAGCUGGCCACUACAAGCUGGACAGCUGGCGCUACAGGUGGAGAGCGCGCUGCAAUUUGGGCGCCCACGAGCUAUGUGCUCAGAAGUUUGAGCGAAUUGUCUUUGAUUGCCCGACAGCUAUCGUCGUCAUCUUCAGCGUUUACAAGCCGUAAUGCACUUCCUGUGUAUCUUGAGAAUGCCAACGCGGUGAGAACCGUUACCACAAGGGCGACUCUCGCAUCGCUCUCCCCGCUGGAAAAGCUGCGCGAGAAGGUGAAGAGGGAUUCCUCAAUUCUGGACAUACCGUUACCAUAUGUGGGGCAGCUGCCCGCGCAGGACCGGGUGGCCGAUGGUGGCGAGCCGGCUGAACGGGAUGAGGGGUUUAGGAUUUUAGGGUUGCGGGAGGAUCUGCUCAAGGCGGUUGAGGAAGGGCUGAGGCUGGAGCAGCCGACCGAAAUUCAGGAGAAAGCAAUCCCUGCGAUUCUUGAGGGGAAGGACAUUAUUCUUGGAAGCCAUACCGGGUCGGGCAAGACGCUGGCAUACCUGCUGCCAAUUAUCCAGGCCCUGAAAGAAGAUGAGGUGGUAGGCGGGUUCAGGGGCUCAAGGCCCCGACGGCCAAGAGCGAUUGUAUUGGGCCCCACCAGAGAGCUGACCGAACAGGUUUCGCGGGUCGCUAAGUCCCUGAGCCAUGAGUGCAAGUUCAGCUCCGCCUUGAUAGCGGGGGGGCAUGGGGAUAAGGACCAGGCAGAGAGGCUGAACAUGUCGGUGGACCUUCUGGUGGGCAGUCCGGGGCGCUUGCUGCAGCACGCGCAGCAGGGGCACCUGUUCUGGGGCGACGUCAAGUACCUCGUUCUCGACGAGGCGGACACCAUGUUUGACAAGGGCUUCGGCCCUGAGGUGAAGCAGAUUCUGGGGCCGCUACGGAAUAGGGGGGGAGACAUGCAGGUCGUGCUCGUUACAGCCACCCUUACAAAGGCGGUGAAGCGGCUGCUGGAGGAGGAGUUCCCCGGGAUUCAGCACGUCACCACAACUAGUAUGAAUAAGAAGGUGUCCACGUGCCGCCACGACUUCCUGCCGGUUGCGGGCAACCUCAACAAGAUGGACGUUCUCGUGCAGGUGGCCUCCCCCGCACAAUCUCGUGGGCAGCGCAUGAUGGUCUUCUCCAACACGGUCGCUUCCUGCCGAGCGGCGGAGCACUACCUCAAGGAGGCGGGCCUGCGGACGGUUUCGUACCACGGGGAAGUGCCGUCCGGCGAGAGGAUUGCGAACCUCGAGGCAUUCCGCACGGGCCAGCCUCUGAACCCCUCAAAACGGGACCCAUGGGUGUGGGAGGAGGACUCGGAAGAGGACGAGCCGACCGUUGCUCCCAUUCUAGUUGCCUCCGACUUGGCUGCCCGGGGGCUCGACUUGGAAGUAGAUCUAGUUGUCAACUUCGACUUCCCGAAAAACCCGGUAGACUACCUCCAUAGGUCGGGGAGGACGGCUAGGAACGGGGCGAAGGGGAAGGUGACGAGUUUGGUGACGAGUCGGGAUAGGGUAUUGGCGGACCAGAUAAGAGAUGCAAUCGCGCGGGGGGAAAGCUUGGAGCAGCUCUCGAGCAGCCGCGAAGUCGCGGAGGGGAUGAAGCGGAAACGGAUAGAGGAGCUUAGGAAAGAGAAGGAUAGGGCCGCCGGGGUGACGUCAUCUGUCGGCAGACCGAGGAAAGUUGUGGCUAGCUCCGCGGGGGUGGGGGUCAAGAAAAUAGUGGGGGGAAGAGGGGGGGGCAUCGGGGUUGCGAAGAAGGUGGAGCAGAAUCGGACAGCCAAGAGUCGAGGGGGCGAUGAUAAGCGGCCACCGCUUAUACCGAAGGGGACAAGGGGGGCGGCUAGGGCAGUCGCAAUGGGGAAGCCGGUGGAAGAGAAAGGAAAGAGCCGCUUUGCGAGGGCUGCAAGGCGGUGAUUGUGAAUGACCUCUUGAAACAUUCUGGUUCCCCGUCUUACAUGCGUUGCCGCAGCGAAGUUCUCAAAUGCCAUGCCAUUGAGUUAUGUUGGAUAUGGCUCGUCGAGAUUGGUACGUCG